This is a messenger RNA of Pochonia chlamydosporia 170, 1299 nucleotides long. RefSeq lists its product as hypothetical. Bases 1 to 1299 code for a protein of 432 amino acids. The transcript is spliced from 3 exons. The record is from RefSeq and is a predicted model, not a curated record. NCBI's taxonomy places the organism in Eukaryota, Fungi, Ascomycota, Sordariomycetes, Hypocreales, Clavicipitaceae.
AUGGGCCAUGGACACCAAGAGUCACGAUCCCUGCAGUUCUUUCUUGAACAGACCCUUGUACAGUUCCAGACGUAUUUUCCAGAUAGCGUAUGGGAGACGUAUAUGCUGCGCCGGGCCAGCUCGGAGGGUUGCAUCCGGCACGCACUCAUAGCUUUGUCGGCAUUCCACGAACAUUUUGUGCUUGGCCAUGUGGAGGACAAUGUUUUUGCUUUGCGACAGUACAAUUUAGCGAUUCAAGGGCUUACGGGUGAUGAUCGGCAACCCACGCCACAAACGUCGCUACUCUCUUGUUUGAUCUUUAUAUACAUUGAGACCCUUCGAGGACACUACGCAAACAUAUUUAGCCUGUUCAAAAGUGGCUGUAAAAUACUCCAGGAAUUAGAGCAGUCUCAGCAGGGCUGUGCCAGUAAAACGGGAGAAGCUAUAUGGAAACCCAAGGUACAAGUUGACGACAUAACUCAUCAAGGUAAAGCGUGCUUCUAUCGCCUUGGGGUGCAAAUAUUGCUAUUCCAAGGCGACAUCGUGCCCGGCAUUCCACCAGCGUCUAUCCUAGCGUAUCUAAAACCGACUCUUCAAUCCUCAAACGGAACCGAAUUCAAGUCAUUCUCCGAGGCGAAAGAAUCUGUCCAGGACCUAUACCUCCAACAGUUUGAGAUUGUCAUGAUGAACGCUGCCGAACACGCGGCAUUUGCCCAAAAACUACGAAAAUGGUAUCGAAGUUUCCAAGAGCUUAUUGCUUCAAAAGAGUCCAUUUCAGCCUUGAGCGUAGCCGAUAAGAGGACGAUUGCACUGUUAGAAGUUCACCGACAAGACAUUGCGCUGAAUCUAAAAGUGGUCACCCCAGGGACUGGCGAGUACGGCCGCAACCGGAUGAAAUGGGAUGCGCAUGUCGACGACUUUAGCAGAAUGGUUGACAACGCCGCCAUCGCUUUGGGAUCUGAUGAUUUCACUUCCCGGGGCAAACACCAGUUCCAUUUGCAUUUUGGUGUCACUUCCAUUCUAGAAUCAGUUACUAGACGGUGUCGAGACCCAUCUGUUCGGCGCAGAGCCCUGGCAUUGAUGACUGCAAGGCCGGUGCAGGAAGGGAUAAUGAGCUCAGAUCUAGCGGUCAGGACUUUGCGCCGCCUUGUUACGUUGGAAGAGGGCUCGAUGAUUGUUAGAACGUGUGAGGACGUGCCGGAGGAGGCAAGGGUGGUCUCCUCGGAUUUUGGGGUGAGUCCUUGCGGUACACAGGUUAUGGUUCGAUUUGGGUUCAGGUACGGGUCUUUUGAGGAGACUUUCGAGACUUCGCCAUUCUAA